UGAGUUGUUGGCAGCAGCCGCAGGGAGGCGCCCCAGCAGAGACAGCAGCUGCCGGAGAGAGACGAGAAAAGAGCCAGCGGCCCUUUGGCUGAGCUUAUCUGGAUUUUGGGCGAAAGAAGCUUCCGUUUCUAAAAUGACCAGAGGAAACCAACGUGAGCUUGCACGCCAGAAGAAUGCCAAAAAGCAAACUGAGACCCAUAAAGGGAAGCGUAACGAAGACGGUCUCUCUGCUGCAGCACGGAAACAGAGGGAUGCUGAAAUAAUGCAACAGAAGCAGAAAAAGGCAGACGAUGGAGGGAAAAGCAGCACAAAGUCCAAGUAAACGAAGAUGAAUUUAACUUUGGCGUUCAGAGAAAGUCCCGCGUUUCUUCCUGAUAAGAAUGGAUCCGCCAAGUUUUUGUCUAGACUCAAGAACCCCCCGGGAUCCGACAUUGUUCCCUGUGGCAAAUGGCAUUUAAUCCUUAUUUUUGUUUUUGGAUCUGUUGUUUUACAUGGUGAAACUGUCUGAGUUUGGGCUUCACCCACGUUGGUGCUGCAUGCAGAGAAGCACCAGUGGUCUGAGCGGGAGCAAGUUGGAAUAAAUCUGGAUGCAAAACAUGUAACAUUUGUGUAUUUUUGUACAAAAAGUGUCCCUUGCUGAUUUCAAAUAAACUGUAUCUUUUUAGUUGA
Messenger RNA from Austrofundulus limnaeus, 669 nucleotides. RefSeq names its product small EDRK-rich factor 2b (gene serf2b). The coding region runs from base 134 to 322 and encodes 62 amino acids. Lineage: Eukaryota; Metazoa; Chordata; Actinopteri; Cyprinodontiformes; Rivulidae. The record is from RefSeq and is a predicted model, not a curated record. The transcript is spliced from 3 exons.